This is a messenger RNA of Andrographis paniculata, 1197 nucleotides long. RefSeq names its product E3 ubiquitin-protein ligase BIG BROTHER-like. The transcript has 9 exons. Gene Ontology annotation, molecular function: ubiquitin-protein transferase activity; ubiquitin conjugating enzyme binding. The coding region runs from base 253 to 1008 and encodes 251 amino acids. Lineage: Eukaryota; Viridiplantae; Streptophyta; Magnoliopsida; Lamiales; Acanthaceae. The record is from RefSeq and is a predicted model, not a curated record. Gene Ontology annotation, biological process: protein ubiquitination; negative regulation of organ growth.
CUUUUCAUUGAGUGCAAAGCAAUGCAAGAGAUAAAGGCCACAUUGCCGUCUGGUUUUCAUGCGCUCACUUGGAGAGAGAAAGAGAAGAGAUAGAGAGAAGGAGCUGGAAGAUUUGCGCCGGAAAAAGCGAUGCAAGUCGGCCGGUGAGCGUGGAGUUUUGGGUUCUGGAAAAUUUUGGAUGAUCUUGGUUUCGAAUUAAACUUUGACUGCAAUCUUGAAAUUAGCAACUAUUUAUCUGCAUAUUUUCCGAAAAUGAGUUGGAAUCCACCGGUGGAAGUUCAAUACCAAAACAAUUCUUUGCCCUAUAAUUCAAUCGGAAGCUUUGUAGAUUUUCUUGAAGUGUUCACUUAUGAUCAUGUAAAUUACAUAUUUGCCGACACAAAUUACACCCAGGAGAAUGCCUAUAGUUCUUAUCCAGCAACAAAUGCUAGUUCAUACAAGUUCGCGGUGUCUGAACCUGGAAGCUUAUCAUACUAUGAAUAUGGGAAUGGCUAUGUGGUUGAUAAUCAGAUACCAAGUAGUGAUGAUUACAGCCGACAGAUGGAACCCCCCUUUGUGGUGGCUGAUGAUCGGGCUACAGCUUCGACAGUAUUUCAGGAAGGAAAUUCCCGAUCCACUUCACAUGCUCGACCUAUUGAGUGUCCUCGAAAUCAUCAGGAUGUUCGCGAUAAUGAGGUUGUCUGGCAAGAUGGCAUUGAUCCAGAUAACAUGACAUAUGAGGAGUUGCUGGAGCUGGGGGAGGCAGUGGGAACACAAAACAGGGGUCUCUCUCAAGCUCAAAUUGCCAUGCUUCCAAUAUCAAAGUUUAAGUAUGGUUUAUUCUCAAGAAAAAAGUUCAGAGGUGAACGGUGUGUAAUUUGCCAAAUGGAAUAUAGAAGAGGUGAUAAGAGAAUCACUCUUCCAUGCAAACACAUCUACCAUACUGAUUGUGGCGGCAGAUGGCUUAGUAUCAAUAAGGCUUGUCCAAUUUGCUACAAGGAAGUGAUCAUAGAUGCACCCAAGCACUAAAAAGGGGGAUGGACUUCAUAGAAUGGGCUUCAUUUUACCAAUUUUCUUUUUUGUUUUUUUCAAGGUUUGUAGCCUUUUAGUUAAAGCUUUCUGGAUGGUUUCUCCUUUUUAUAUGUUCCGUUUUCCAUUUCAUAAAUGCUGUUAUAAGAUAAAAUAUAGAUUGAUUAAUGUUAUUACUGUUUACAACCU